Messenger RNA from Raphanus sativus (radish), 1251 nucleotides. RefSeq names its product ranBP2-type zinc finger protein At1g67325. The record is from RefSeq and is a predicted model, not a curated record. Bases 142 to 1020 code for a protein of 292 amino acids. The transcript has 9 exons. Lineage: Eukaryota; Viridiplantae; Streptophyta; Magnoliopsida; Brassicales; Brassicaceae.
UCAAUUAAUAAAGAAAAAACAAUCUUGUGGUACUUUCACUUGUCCCCCCUGACCAAGUUAAAUCUUUUUAGGGUAAAAAGUCGCCACCGUGCCGUGCCCCCGCCUCCUUCUCCGCUUGUCUCGCAGACUAUUCCCGCCUCUAUGUCUCAGGUAGACAGCAGAAACUCGUCAGCUGCUAAGCGUGCUAGAACUGACGGGGGACGGAGAGAAGAUGAUUGGACCUGUCCCAGCUGCGGCAAUGUCAAUUUUUCAUUCAGGACUACUUGCAAUAUGCGUAAUUGCACUCAGUCUAGACCUGCUGAUCACAAUGCUAAGUCUGCCCCCAAACCUAUGCAACCGCAACACAGUUUCUCAUCACCGGGGCGAUAUUUAGGAUCUGGGGGUCCCUCUCCAGUACUUAUGGGCGGCUCGCCAUACGGCUCCUCUCUCUUUAACGGCUCCUCUAUGCCUCCUUAUGACGUCCCCUUCUCUGGGGGGUCACCUUAUCAUUUUAACUAUAACAGCCGGUUUCCUGCUGGGCCUCAUUACAGACCUUUCCAUAUGUCUGGACCACCUUCACCGUACCAUGGUCGGUCUAUGAUGGGAAGUGGAAUGUAUGGAAUGCCUCCACCACCCAUGGACAGGUAUGGCUUUGGGAUGGCCAUGAGUCCUGCUGCUGCCGCCGCUAUGAUGCCAAGACCAGGAGGGUACUUUGCGGAUGAAAAAUCACAAAAGAGAGAUUCAUCUCGUGAGAAUGAUUGGGCAUGUCCGAAUUGUGGUAAUGUAAACUUCUCGUUUAGAACUAUGUGUAACAUGAGAAAGUGCAACACUCCAAAGCAUGGUCCCCAGUUGCAGCAGGGUGGAAGCUCAGACAAAACCUCCAACCAAAAGGUACCCGAAGGGAGCUGGAAGUGUGAUAGCUGUGGAAACAUAAACUAUCCGUUCAGGAGCAAAUGCAACAGGCAAAACUGUGGAGCUGAUAAACCAGGGGAUCAGUCGAACGAAUCUCCUUCCAAUGCACCAGAAGAUAACGAUCAGUGAGUCGUGUAGACAAUGUUUGUGGGGGUUGAGAAGGGUGUCUGAUCCAGGAGGUGUCGGUAAUGUCUGUCAAAUGUUGCAGUGGUCGUCAGGUUGCUUCUAUGCAUUUGUCUCUUAAGCCUCUCUUUUGGGUCAGCUGUGUUGUACUAUUAAUGCAUAACUUGUUUGUUUUUGAUUUACUUUGUUGUCGUUAUGGAUCUUUGCUAUAGAAUCCUAACCUCUCCUCCAAGUCCA